CUUAUUCAUUCGGUCAUUUUGACGUAUACCGUUACCCGCCUUACAACAUCCUCAUCCCUCACCCCCUCUGACUUCCUCAGUCGCGAGGAAAGUUUAGGUUCAAAGUCUGGGUUCAAAAGUAAUAAAAUAAGAAAUUGUAUAUUUAAGUUAUUUCAUUUUACAGUUCCAUUAAACUUUACAAGCAUGGGGAACAGCAAGUUAUUAAAUGCAUUGAAGAUCUUAAGAAACCGCAAAGACAUGUUUCUAACAGGUAUACACAGCAGAACCUACGCCGCUGCUGCAAGCCAAGUUCAUACCAAGUGCAAAUUGGUCAAUGGCGUUUACGUGAUCACUUUAGAUUCUCCUAAUGUUAAGGUAAAUUCUUUAAACACUGAGGUAAUGAAUGAAGUGUCAAAUAUUGUGAAUGAGGUAGACUCUAAUCCUUCUAUCGAGGCUGCAGUUGUGAUAUCAGGCAAGCCUGGAUGCUUUAUUGCUGGAGCUGACAUAACCAUGCUUGAAAACUGCAAAACAAAAGAGGAAGUAGUAACUUUAUCUAAGCGUGGCCAUGAAAUAUUCAGAAGGAUUGAAAACUCGCGUAAACCAUACAUUGCUGCGAUACAAGGAAGCUGUCUUGGUGGCGGCCUUGAGACAGCUCUUGCUUGUCGCUACCGUAUUGCUGUUAAAGAUUCUAAAACUGCAUUUGCACUGCCCGAAGUCAUGUUGGGACUAUUGCCUGGUGGAGGAGGAACCCAGAGGUUACCAGCAUUAACAUCUGUACCCACAACAUUAGACAUGGCUCUUACAGGCAAAAUGGUUAAAGCCGACAAAGCCAAAAAGUUAGGUAUUGUGGAUUUGCUAGUUUCCCCUCUUGGACCAGGUAUUGGCCUGCCAGAAGAAAACACUAGCAAAUAUUUAGAAUCUGUUGCAAUUCAAAUAGCAAAAGAUAUUGCAUCAGGAAAAAUAAAAGUGGACCGGUCGAAGAAAGGCCUAGUUGAAAAAAUCACUGCUAUGGUGAUGCAAUGGGACUUUGUUAAAAAUAUGAUAUUCAACAAAGCCAAAGAACAGGUUAUGAAGGCCUCUAAAGGACUUUAUCCUGCACCUUUGAAGAUUCUUGAAGUUGUACGAGUAGGAGUAGACAAGGGACCUGUUGCUGGAUAUGAAGCAGAGGCUGACGGUUUCGGAGAACUGGCAAUGACCCCACAAAGCAAGGGGCUUAUUGGCCUUUUCAGAGGUCAAACAGAAUGUAAAAAAAAUAGAUUUGGAAAGUCUGAAGUGAAUGUAAAAAAGAUUGGUGUACUUGGAGCUGGUCUCAUGGGUGCAGGCAUUGUCCAUGUAUCUAUUGAUAAGGGAUACAAUGUGGUAAUGAAAGAUGCAACAAACGCCGGACUAUUCAGAGGUGUUGGACAAAUUCAAACAGGUUUGAGCAGCGCCGUUAAGCGGAAGAGAAUCUCUGCGUUACAGAAAGACAAAUAUCUUUCAAAUCUAGUACCAACACUGGAUUAUGCUAAGUUCAAGGAUGUUGAUUGUGUGAUUGAAGCCGUAUUUGAAGACAUUAACAUUAAACACAAAGUCAUAAAGGAGCUUGAGGCUGUUGUCCCUAAACACUGUAUCAUAGCAACAAACACAAGUGCUAUUCCUAUCACUAAAAUUGCCGCUGGGAGCAGCCGGCCAGAUAAAGUUAUUGGCAUGCACUACUUCUCGCCGGUGGACAAGAUGCAGUUACUUGAGAUCAUCACGCAUCCGGGCACUAGCAAAGACACGUCGGCGGCGGCUGUGGCCGUGGGCCUACGCCAAGGGAAAGUCGUCAUCACUGUUGGCGACGGGCCUGGAUUCUACACCACGCGCAUACUUUCUACCAUGUUGAGCGAAGCUGUCAGACUAUUGCAAGAGGGUGUCGAUCCCAAGGAGUUGGACAACAUGACCAAACAAUUUGGUUUCCCCGUCGGCGCGGCAACACUAGCUGAUGAAGUUGGUAUCGAUGUUGGCUCGCACAUCGCAGUAGACUUAGCUAAGGCUUUUGGAGACCGAAUCAGUGGAGGAAACCUAGGUAUUAUGCAAGAUUUAGUCAAAGCUGGCUUCAUGGGGCGCAAGUCGGGCAAGGGCUUUUAUGUUUACGAAAAAGGCUCAAAGAACAGAGACGUUAACCAUGAAGCUAUACAAAUUUUGAAAGAUAAAUACUCUCUAGAGCCUCGUGGUGCCAAUACUGUUGAGGACCAACAAUUGAGGAUGGUUUCAAGAUUUGUAAAUGAAGCUGUAUUGUCAUUAGAAGAAAAGAUCUUACACAGCCCUCUGGAAGGUGACGUGGGUGCUGUAUUUGGGCUUGGAUUCCCACCUUUCACUGGUGGACCAUUCAGGUGGGUUGAUCAAUUUGGUGCUGAGAAAUUGGUGAGGAAGAUGGAAGAAUACCAAGGCCUCUAUGGAGCGCCUUUCAAACCCGCUCAAACACUUGUUGACAUGGCUAAAGAUUCCUCCAAAAAAUUCUAUAAACACUGAAUGAGACUGCUGUAAUAUUUAUAACAUUGCUUUAUUGAAAUAAGCGUUAAUUAAUAUUACGUCAAUAUGUUUUGAUCGUUAUAAUCGAUACUGCCUACCAUAAUCAUGUAAAAUGUAAUGUUAAUCAGGUUACUAAAAUACGCUCAUUCACUAUUUUGCGUUUAACAUUUUCUGAAAUCUACUCCUAGUUUGUAUCAAGCAUCCUUAAUUAUAUCAUUAGACUGUUGUAUGAAGAGAGUAUUGUGAAUAGGAGAUUGACAUUUACAUAUUUUUGUUAGAUUAUAUCCGUAUUUGAAAUAAAAACUAUUUAUUUAUA
Messenger RNA from Manduca sexta (tobacco hornworm), 2788 nucleotides. It is a transcript of the gene Mtpalpha, whose product is annotated as trifunctional enzyme subunit alpha, mitochondrial. The transcript is spliced from 14 exons. Gene Ontology annotation, molecular function: NAD+ binding; long-chain (3S)-3-hydroxyacyl-CoA dehydrogenase (NAD+) activity; enoyl-CoA hydratase activity. Gene Ontology annotation, biological process: fatty acid beta-oxidation. NCBI's taxonomy places the organism in Eukaryota, Metazoa, Arthropoda, Insecta, Lepidoptera, Sphingidae. The coding region runs from base 184 to 2472 and encodes 762 amino acids. Gene Ontology annotation, cellular component: mitochondrial fatty acid beta-oxidation multienzyme complex; mitochondrion. The record is from RefSeq and is a predicted model, not a curated record.